This is a messenger RNA of Brassica oleracea var. oleracea, 1451 nucleotides long. RefSeq names its product SEC14 cytosolic factor-like. The record is from RefSeq and is a predicted model, not a curated record. NCBI's taxonomy places the organism in Eukaryota, Viridiplantae, Streptophyta, Magnoliopsida, Brassicales, Brassicaceae. Bases 250 to 1227 code for a protein of 325 amino acids. The transcript is spliced from 10 exons.
CUCUUCUUCUGCUUCUUCUUCUUAUUUAUUAGGACAAGAAGAGAUGAUAUGUUUCUAACUAACCGGAGAAGAAUGAAUGGAAUAAGAAGAAGACAUAACUUAUAGAGUUUCUCUCUCUCAAAAAAGUUAAAAAAAAACAAUCUUUCUCUCACUUCACUUCCUUUGAGAGAGGAACUAUUAAGAUCAGAGCUUUUACACUUCAAGAUUUUUUUUCUUCACAUCUGAGCUGAGAUCUCUCUAGAGAGAAAAAUGGGAACUGCUAGUGAGGAAGCAGUCAAGCAAUUACGUACUUUAAUGGAAGAUGUUGAUGAUGAAUCACUGAGGGAGUCGUAUCGGAACAUUCAUCAAGGGUAUCCCACAGAGACCUUGUUGCGCUUCCUUAAGGCCAGGGACUAUAAUGUCCACAAAUCUCAUCAAAUGUUGCUCGACUGUUUACAAUGGAGGACCCAAAACGAGAUUGACAAUAUACUAAAUAAACCAAUUGUUCCUGUUGAGCUGUACAGAGGAAUCAGAGACUCUCAGCUUGUUGGUCUCUCUGGUUAUUCAAAGGAGGGUCUACCUGUCAUUGCCAUUGGUGUGGGGCUUAGCACAUAUGACAAAGCCUCAGUUCACUACUAUAUACAGUCUCACAUUCAAAUGAAUGAGUACCGAGAUCGUGUAGUACUGCCAUCUGCUACAAAGAAACAGGGACGACCAAUCUGCACCUGUUUGAAAGUUUUGGAUAUGUCUGGUCUAAAGUUUUCAGCAUUAAGUCAAAUUAAGUUAAUGACUGCUAUAACCACAAUUGACGAUUUAAACUACCCAGAGAAGACGGAGACAUAUUACAUUGUCAAUGUCCCCUACAUAUUCUCGGCUUGCUGGAAAACCAUAAAGCCUCUGUUGCAAGAGAGAACCAAGAAGAAGAUUCAAGUUCUAAAAGGCUGCGGUAAAGAUGAGUUGCUUAAGGUAAUGGACUAUGAGUCUCUGCCACAUUUCUGUAGAAGGGAAGGGUCUGGAUCUGGUAGGCACAUCUCAAAUGGAACAGUAGACAAUUGUUUCUCUUUGGACCACUCAUUCCACCAAGAGCUUUACGACUAUGUCCAUCAACAGGCUCUGGUUAAAGGGUCUAGUGCACCGAUCAGACAUGGUUCGGUCCACGUUAAGUUCCCCGAGCCAGACACGGAAGGCACCAAGAUAUUCGACACCUUAGAAUCUGAGUUCCAGAAGCUUGGAAAUGACAAGGCCUGAUAAAGAUGAACCCAAAAGUUAUAAGUGAAGUUAUGAGCAAAAGUAUUUUAAGAUAAGAAUCACCUCCUACUUGUUGAGCAUCACAACAAAGACUGUAUUACUAGAUUUGCUUGCAUCAGCUAAAUGCAGGUUUUGUUGGAAAAAAAAGAGAGAGAAAAACGCACAAUUUCCUCAGGAAUGGAUCUUUAUGUUCAUUUUGCAAAUAGAGAAAGCUUCUUCUUGCU